Messenger RNA from Saccharomyces paradoxus, 1044 nucleotides. RefSeq names its product E1 ubiquitin-activating protein AOS1 (gene AOS1). The record is from RefSeq and is a predicted model, not a curated record. Gene Ontology annotation, biological process: protein sumoylation. Gene Ontology annotation, cellular component: SUMO activating enzyme complex; cytoplasm. Bases 1 to 1044 code for a protein of 347 amino acids. The transcript has a single exon. Lineage: Eukaryota; Fungi; Ascomycota; Saccharomycetes; Saccharomycetales; Saccharomycetaceae. Gene Ontology annotation, molecular function: SUMO activating enzyme activity.
AUGGCUAUGAAAGGAGAAAAAUUAAGUGAAGAUGAAAUUGCUCUAUACGAUAGACAAAUUCGUCUAUGGGGAAUGGCAGCACAAGCCAAUAUGAGAUCAGCGAAAGUGCUGCUAAUCAAUCUUGGAGCAAUUGGCUCUGAAAUCACUAAGAGUAUCGUUCUUAGUGGUAUAGGGCAUUUAACAAUAUUGGAUGGACACAAGGUGACCGAAGAAGAUUUGGGUUCUCAAUUCUUCAUUGGCUCCGAAGAUGUCGGCCAAUGGAAGAUUGAUGUCACAAAAGAAAGAAUUCAAGACUUGAACCCCCGUGUGGAGUUAAACUUUGAUAAGCAGGCCUUGCAAGAAAAAGAUAAAGGAUUCUUUCAGCAGUUUGAUUUAGUCGUUGCUACAGAAAUGAAGGCUGAUGAAGCAAUUAAAAUUAACAAAUUAACUCGAAAAUUAAACAUUCCAUUAUAUGUUGCUGGUUCUAAUGGAUUAUUUGCGUAUAUUUUUGUCGAUUUGAUUGAAUUUAUUUCAGAGGACGAAAAAUUGCAAAGUGUGAGACCUACUAUUGCCGGUCCCAUUUCAAACAAUAGAAGUAUCAUAGAAGUUACCACUAGAAAAGAUGAAGAAGAUGAAAAAAAAACGUAUGAACGGAUCAAGACCAAGAACAGCUAUAGGCCAUUGGACGAGGUCUUAAGCACAGCAACAUUAAAGGAAAAAAUGACGCAAAGACAAUUAAAACGAGUCACCAGUAUCUUGCCGUUAACCCUGUCAUUAUUACAGCAUGAGCUCAAUCAAAAGAGCAAGACUAUAAGCUUUGAACAAAUGAAAACAGAUGCAGCUGUAUGGUGCGAACAUCUGGGUGUUCCAGCGACAGUGAUAAACGACGAAUACACUCAACAGUUUAUCAAACAAAAAGGAAUUGAAUUUGCUCCUGUUGCGGCUAUUAUAGGGGGCGCUGUUGCGCAGGAUGUCAUUAACAUCCUGGGUAAAAGGCUAUCUCCAUUGAAUAAUUUCAUUGUUUUUGAUGGUAUUACUUUAGACAUGCCACUUUUUGAAUUCUAA